Closterium sp. NIES-67 is the source of this 5284-nucleotide messenger RNA. NCBI's taxonomy places the organism in Eukaryota, Viridiplantae, Streptophyta, Zygnematophyceae, Desmidiales, Closteriaceae. The record is from the annotation of a GenBank genome assembly.
UUCAUCGAGCUCUGUUUCCCGCGUUUCUCCCCCCAUCAAACCGUUUCUGCUCCUCGCCUGUUUCUCCAACCUGAAAUGCUAGACCACCUGCCAUGGCUGGAGCAGAUUGUAGUGGUAGCAGCCUCCUUCAAGGGCAGCCAGCAGUAGGAGGCCCUGUUUUCCAUCGCAACUGGACAUUAUUUAGUGCCAUCGUCGCAGUUGAGUCGGUCAGAAUGUUCAAUUUGGGACUCAAGGCGUCAAUCAUGGCCGCGGUUUGCAGCCCGGCGUCUCCCGCUCUCAGCUAGCCGGACCAUUUAUUGAUUCUUGUCGACCUGUGGCUUCUGGUGGAUAUGGCUGGUACCUUUGGCGGGAUUGUCGCCGCGAUCGACGGUCCGCGGAGCAUCUGCGCGAGUCUUUGGGCGAUCCGACACUGACAUCUAACAACACUGAGCAGCUGACAUCUAUACUGACAUUUUUUAUUAAGCCUUUAUUUUUCUCCGCAGCCUUCUUCGUUCUCCGCCCUUUUUGUAAAAAUCAAGAUCAGUCAUGACCAGCGCAGCGCCUUCAGCAAUGGCUUCCCGCGUCGCGGGGUCUCCAACCCCGCUUCUUGACCGCGCCGCUUCAUCGUUUCUCAGCGGGCGGCCUACUUUGUCGUCUUCCUCCACCAGCUUCUUCCGCGGAUCAGCAUCCCGGUCGCGCGGCGGUCUUUCCUCGAAGAAUCGUGGUGCUUCUCCUUCACGCAUCAGUAAAAAAGGCGUGCCGCUCGUUAAAGCCAGAAUCGCCCUCGCGCCGGCUCUUCGGAGCGUGGAGCUGAUGACUCAGCACCAGCGUCUACGGAACGUGGACUUAGUGACCCAGCACCCGUGCGGCUCGGUCGUCGUGCUCAAGGCGCCGCCGGCGCUGCGGUCGAUUAAGCGCUUAAUCUCCGCCGUCGCCGCGCGCCCCGCGGCUUCCCGCACCGACUCUGGCGAGACUUCUGCUGGCGAAAACGAAGACCGAGAUGCGACUGCCGCGACUCCUGUGGGCGGUCCGUCCGAAUUGAUCCGCCAGCACGUCGAGGAACCGCAAUCGGCGGCGGUCGAGGCGAUCGUCCUUCCGCAUCUGCCGUCGGGCUUCGCUCUGCCUACUCCCCGUCUCAAUCGGCGCGCUCUGCUCGGCUUCAGCGUCGCCGCGCUUGGCGCCGCAACCGCCGCUGAGCUCGGAUUGGUCGGCGCGGCGGCGGCGGAAGCCGGCAAGGCGAAGUCGAAAUCGCCUCUCUGGUUCCUCGGAGAGGCUAGUGGCGGCGGAGUGAGCGUGGACGGUGGCGCGAAGGGCGGCGCGCAAGGCGGCGCGCCUGCAGCAGCGAAGGGGCCCGAGUCGCGCGUGUACGACGCGACGGCCGUUGGCGAGCCGGCGCUGAUGGGCGAUAAGGAGGGCGUCUGGCAGCGGCUGGCGGCGGCGCGGGUGGUUUACUUAGGGGAAGCCGAGAUGGUCCGCGAUCCGACGGACAAGGUUGUGGCUCUGGAAAUCGUGCGCCGAUUAAGAGACGAUUGCUUCAAGGCGGGCCGCCCCGUCACGCUCGCGCUCUCCGCGUUUCCGCGAACCACGCAGCCGCUGCUCGACAAGUAUCUCGGCAAGAGGCUGUCAGAAGAGGACCUCCAGGUGGCGGUCAGCCAUUGGUCGAAGGGGCGGUUUGAGGAGAUGGUUCCGCUGCUGCGGUACUGCCGCGAUUCGGGCGUCCGCCUCUUCGCGUGCGGCGUGCCUCCCAAGAUCCUGCGUACGGUGCAGGCUGGCGGCGUGCAGGCCCUGGCUCCCAUCGACCGCCAGCGCUACGCCCCGCCCCUCGGCGGCUUCGCCCCUCCCUCCCCCACCUCCUCCUCUCUCCCCUCCGCGACAACUGACCCACCGAGCGCCACUGCAGCAGGCGCUACUGGCGCUACUGGAUCCGGCCUGUGGGGCCUGGAGCCGGCGGCGGUGGCGGCGGAGGUGUAUUCGAGGGAGGCGGUAUCGCGCACGUCGCUGCCGUUCGGCCCGGGACCGUACUGGUUCGCGCAGGCGCGCGUGGUGGAGCAGCACGCCAUGGCGCGCAGCAUCGACCAAGCCAUGGCGGACGGUGGGAUUGUCGGCCUGCUGGUGGUGCUCACGGGGGCGUCGCAAGUGCGGUACGGAGCGCAAGGGACCGGCGUCCCUGCCCGGAUCAACAACGGGCAGCUGAAAACUUCCGCCGCCUCGCAACGCAUCGUCCUGCUCAACCCCGAGCGGCAGCGCAGCCGGGCAGACUCCGAGCUGCCCGAGGCCGACUUCUUCUGGUACUCGGGCAGCCGGAUGUGCACGCACAACUGUUUCGACCGGGCAGAAAUCGCGCGCGUCAUGGGGGCAGCCGGGAGAACUUUUGACAACCUGCCCCAGGACCUACAAACGGGGAUAGAGCGCGGGCUGAUCUCCCCAGACACCCUUCGGUCCUUCUUCGAGCUCGAGAGCCACCCGCUGGUCGCCGAAGCGACCAAAAGGUUCCAAGGGUUGAGGGAGAGAGUGUACGCCGACCCGCGGUUUCUCCAGCGGAUUGUGACUGAGGAGGCGAUCAGUAUUACCACGGCGAUGCUGGCGCAGUGGGAGAAGCGGCGCGAGCGGUUCUGGUCGGAGAUCGAGUACGUGGCGACCGACGUGCUGCGCGGCACUAUUGUCAACUUCUUCACGGUGUGGCUGCCCGCCCCCACCCUCUCCUUCACCUCCUCUACUGCUGUCUCCACACUAGCCGGCUCAGCAGCAGCCGGAGCAGCAGCAGGGGCGGCAGGGGCGGCGGGGGCGGCGCAGGGGCCGGUGCAGCAGGCGCUGGGGGGAGUGAGCGCGUGGGCGGCGACUCUCCCAAAGAAUGCGUUCCAGCGUGCUACUCAGCCCGGGCAGGUGUGGGGGCUGCAGGAGAGGCUGGCGUCCAUCCUCUUUACAAGCGGGAAGCUGUUCACUGUUGGGUUUUCGGCGAGUGUGGGCACUGUAGCGCUGAACAAUCUCUUUAUGGAGGUGAAGAACCGGCUCGCGGACAUGUCUGCUGCUGCUGGUGCUGCUGGUGCUGCUGCUGGUGGCAAUGCGUCUGCUGUGCUUCCUGCUGCUGCUUCUAGCAGUGGUGUGGUGCAGCGGUCGCCUGUGCUGAAGACAGCAGCGGUGUACGGUGGCUUCCUGGCGACGUCAGCCAACCUCCGCUACCAGGUGAUAGGAGGGGUGGUGGAGCACUGGAUUGCCGACUACUACCUGGCAGCCAACCCCAUGGCGGGUGCAGCGCUGUCCUUCGUGGCCCGCACUGUCAACUCCUACUGGGGCACGUCCCAGUGGGUCGACCUCGCCCGCUUCUGUGGCCUCCAAACCACUGCCUCCCAGUCCUCUUCCUCUUCUGACGCUGCUUCGGCCAACGCGUUACCAGCAGCAUCAGCAGAAGCAGCAGCAGCAGCAGCGGCGGCAGAAGCGGCAGCAGCGUCAGCAGCAGCAGCAGCAGCGCUGGAGCAGGCAUACUCGGCGUCCCCCUCAGGCUUCCCUGCGCUGACCCCUAUCCCCGUGCUGGUCAACUCUCCCCUCUACGCUGCUGCCAGUGCCGGCGUUCCCGCCUUCGAGGCCUGGCAGUAUGCCGCGCCUGCCGCUGCUGCAGCUGAAGCUGCAGCCGACAGGGCCGUGGCUGCUGAGAGGGUAGCAGCAGCAGAAGUGGCGGAAGUUGUGGCUGAGAAAACAGCAGCAGCAAAAGCUGCAGCUGUGGAAUUGGUCGCUGCAGCCGCAGCAGAAGCGGAAGCUGAAUCACUUGUACAAGAUGACUCUGACUCGGAGCUCCUCCCCUUGGGAAUACCCGCUCUCCCCGAGCAAAUCUCCUCUUUCUCUGUCUCGGAAUCGGGCGAAGCUCUCUCCCCUGCGACUGCAGCCCAAUUGCUUGAGGAGCCGCACCAGGCAGCUGCUACUGACGCUCUUGUUGACUCACCCCAGGAGUCGUUGCUCGGAGUGCUUGCAGAGACAGAAGCAAGGGGUGUUCAAGACGAAGACGCCUUGUUUGAGGCGGUGGAGCUGUCGGUGCCCUCCUCUCCCCCCAUGGGCGCACUGAUCUCUCUCGAGCCCGUGUCAAUGUCAGGGGAAGUUGAGUUGCUGCCUUCCCUGGAUGACUCCGUCUCCCCUCAGUUCCCUAGUCUUGAUUCCGUGCCUCUGGCCGAUGCCCUUUCCUAUCUCGACUCCCUUCCUAUUCUCGACGCCCUUCCUACUCUCGAUUCUCUCCCUUCGCUUGACUCCAUCCCCUCUCUCGACUCGCUUGCUUCAUGUGACUCGCGUUUAGAGAGUAAGCCAUUGGAUGCGGAGGACGAGGCAGUAGCAGCGUCGGUCAUUGAACCCGGGGUUGUGAUGGUGGCUGUGGAUGAUCCUGCUGUGGCAGUGCUGGGUGUGCAGUCGGCCUCUGUUCUCACAGCAGCAGCAGCAGCAGUGCCAGCAGCAGCAGCAGCAGGAGCGGGGUCGGAGCCAGCAGCGGUUUUGAAAGCUCUGGGCUCUACGCCAGGUGAUGAGAAAUUCUGCCCGCCGCGGGAUGCAGUGUGCGCGUGAGCAUGAGAUGGUGGGGGGUUGUGUGAGAGCGUGAGAGUGAGAGUGAGUGCGGAAUGGGUGGAGUGGGUGGAGUGGGCAAGUGUGGUUUGAGUGCACGGUACUGCUGGGUUGCGGGGUGCAUCUGUACGGUAAUGGCAUAUCAGUUGCAGCAGAAGCAGCGGCUGGGAUGCCUGGGCUGGCACGCAGCAGUCGGACGAGGAUAGAGAGUAGGUGAACCAGACGCAGGAAACGGCCAGGGGUGUGCUGCUUGAUGAAGUAGCAAGGGAACCCUGCAAGGGAAAUGGCUGGAUGCAGCCGUGGGCACCAGUGGUGGCUGUAGCAGCAGCUGCGGAGGGGAAGGAUGAGGCUGUAGCAGCAGGCUGUGGCUUCAGCAGGCUGUGGCUUCAGCAGCAGAAACUGCUGAAGGUGCAGCAGCAGAGGCAAUGGAUGCCCUAGCAGCUGUGUCGGGUUGAUUCUUGGCACGUGUACGUGCAGCAGGAGGGGAAGGAAGAGGCUGGAGGGUGGGACCUGAUGUGCACUGCACUCAGGUCUACGGAUGAGGUCAUGUGAGAGCCGGUGGCUUUAAUAAGGGAUGGGAGGACUGGCAAUUGAGCCAUCUCUGAGGAUUUGAGUCCUUGUAUCGUUGCUAGCUAGAGGCGCAACUGUAGGGGGUUGGGGAAGGGAUCAUAUUGUUAGGGGGUUGGGGGUUUCUGAGUAGUGUAUAGCCUAUGGGUGUUUUUCCUGUUAGUUGCUUUGCCUGCCUUGAACACCGAGUGUGAAUUAG